Molecule: messenger RNA, 976 nt
Organism: Pocillopora verrucosa
Lineage: Eukaryota; Metazoa; Cnidaria; Anthozoa; Scleractinia; Pocilloporidae
Source: RefSeq, a predicted model, not a curated record
AGUUUUAAAGGGCCACCAGAGUUAUUUUCCAGUGUGCACCAGCGAGCUAUGAUGGCAUAUGUAACGAGAAGGAACCUCGUCGUUUUCAGGGCAGGGACAGCACAUGAGCCAUUAUUCACCUCUUCGUACAUAGAAGACAACAGCAAAGAAGUUUGGCUGGUCACAAAUCCUGCUCUGUAUUACCCUCUUCACCAGAGAGAAAAAUCAAAACACGAAACCGAAGUUUUUCUUUGGAAAGCAGAUAUUUCAGCCGACUCCGGUCAGUUAUUCGUUGAAAGGCACCUAAAGUUUAGAGGAACCUACGUGAUGGCUGGUAAAAGCGCAGAGCAAUUAAAGGAAAACUUUACCUGGAACAAAACAAAACUCGAAAAAUGCAAAGGUGGAAUGUCCCUUAUGGAUUUCGGUACACUUGUGACAGCCGUUUUGGUAUACAUGAAAAACCAUUACCCAAACACACCUGAUGAAUUCAACUUCCAAGCUGAAUUAAAGGCCGCAAGUCAUUGGUAUUGGCACCCAGAGAGCGAACAAAGCCCGUACGAUAAAGAAGAAAACUUCUUGUCGGAAACUAAGUAUCCAGAACCCGUUUUGGGCCCCCACAAAGAUCUUCGUGUGAAAAUAGCAGCAUUGGAAACCUGCAGAAAAUGGGUCAGUGACCUGGAAGAAAAAAAGAAAUGGCCACCAUGUAAAAAAAACCACAGGAUUGAAGAAGAUGAGGAAUAUUCAUCUGACGAGGAUAGAGAGAACGAAAUUGAUGAUCUCGAGGAAAGCAUUUUUGAUUUGAAGACGUACUUCGGUUUUACAGACCUUGAACUUGCCCAGACCCGUGCCCAGGUCCCAGAGGAUCCUUUGUCAUCCAAGAUGGCUGACCGGUUGAAAAAAGUCAAUGGAAAUCCAAUGAAAAUCAUCAGAAAAGUUUACCAAUGAAACUUAAUUUACCAUACACUAAUUCAUUGACUUGCUCUAAGCAGAUAUACUG